AUGUCGCGCUCGCAGCGUUCGCGCCCCGCGACGCUCUACGGAAAGAGUGGAUUGGACGGACAUGAGCCGCUACCGCGACCUUCGAGAAAGCCAGUGCAGACGGACUCGCACGCUGAAGACAAGGUACGCAACCGUUUGUCGAUGCGAUACGCGUCGUCGUCGAUCAUGCCCGCGGUCUCGUUCUUGAGCGGGCUGGAUCACUUGGCGCCGGUUGCUGGAGGCGGUGGACAUAGGUCGCCUAUGCCCUCCGUAUCAGAGGAGGUGCCGCCCGUCCCGCCUGUGCCCGCGAUGGUACCCGGACCUCAUGCUUUGUCACCGGGCGCGACGCGGUCGCCCGUUCACACUCUGCAUCCCAGCUUCGCAGUGGAGUCAUGGGAAGCACAUACCGUGCCGGGUGUGAGUGCAGAGACGUUUGCUGCGGAGAAUUUCGAUCCCAGUUUGUUUGUGUCGCAGCAAGUGCAGCAGCAAAGCGAGGCAGGGCUUCAAAACCUGCGAGCCACUCUCGGCCAGAUCCAAACGACAACGCAGAAGCAGCUCAAAGAGCAGGUUUUCAAAAACUAUUCAGAGUUUAUCAUUAUUAGUCGCGAGAUUGCGACCUUUGAGAACGACAUGCUCGAGUUUAAGGAGCUGCUGAGUGAGUGGAAGGCGCUGCCGCACCAGCUGCAGAUCGAAGACCCUCUCGGUGAGGGUAUGUGGGACAAUGAAUCAUCACUCCGCGCGAUGCAGAAGGGACACCGCAACAGCUCUAUCGAUCUCGAGCAGAUUUACAAGGCACAGCUGACGUCGUUGUGGGAGAACAUUGAGGGUUCGCAGAAGUUUGUGCCGAUUGUGCCCGGGCGCCAUCUGAUUGCGGAAACGAGCCAGUUUGUCGAGCUCAAUGCGGCCACCUACAAGCCCAAGCAGGCCGUCGCGCUCUUCCUCUUGGACGACCUGCUGCUCAUCGCUGUGCAGCGCAAGCGUCCAUAUGGCAGUCGCGUGCAUCUCGUGGCCGAGCGCUGCUUUAACUUGUCCGAGAUUGUCGUGGUCGAUUUAAAAGAUACCAAGGAUGUACGCAACGCGAUCAAGAUCAAGCAUAGCAAGGAGUCGUUUGUUUACCGGACAGAGCGCUCCCAGGACAAGCGCGCUUUGCUGCGCGCCUUCCGCGGCGUGGGUGAAGCACUGGCAGCCCGGCUCAAGAAGGAGCGCAAGCAGCGCGCUGCGGCCAAGCACACCGAGGACGGCAUGCUCGGCGAUUCUAUGGACCCCACAAGCCAGGACCUGGGCCUUGCUGAGAAAGCUGCAACGCCUGCACCCACCCAAGACGACCUUGCGGCGCUGGGCCCGUGGCUCAACAGUGUAAUUGAUGCACUCGCCGUGCACAUUGCCUUGCGCGAGUGGGAAGAGGCAGUCGCUCUAGUGGAAGAGGGCAAGAAGCGUCUCGCCUCGCGGCCUGUGUCCGAAGGCUCGCUCUAUCUGCUCGUGGAAAAGUUCAACGGAUGCGCAUCGGACCUGGUCAGUGCCAUCAGUGCGGAGCUCGUGUCGCCUUACCAGCGCAAGGGCAUGGUCGUACGGAAUGCGGGACUCCUUGUGCGCCUCGACAAGGGUCGCGAAGCUCGUGAUCUGCUGCUGGAGGCGCGCUCGGCGCUGCUGCAGCGGCGAAUGCGGCAGAUCAAGUACGAGGGCGAUGUGAGUUUGUACAUUUCGGAGCUCGCCAUGCUGUACUUCACGCUGAUCAAAAACACGGGUGAUUGGUACAUGGCAGCAUUUAAAGAUUACAAAAUGGCAUCGGGCUUUGUGCAGUGGGCCUCUGACCAAGUAUGUGCCUAUGCCGACACCUUCCGGCGGCAGGUGUUUGGCGUAGACCAGGACCCCCGUGUGGUACAGGAGGCUAUCGAUAUCACGCACAGCUGUGCACAGAUCCUCAAUGAUGUGGGCCUGGGCCUGGGAUUCAUCGACUUGCUUAAGCCGAGCGAUACCAUGUCAGCGCCGCCCCCGACGCUCGUGGUCACGCAGACAUCUGCGACCGAUGCGCUGCUCGCGAGCCGUGAGCGGCGGCCAUAUGAGUGGCACAGCGAGCCACCCGAGUAG
Malassezia sympodialis ATCC 42132 is the source of this 2067-nucleotide messenger RNA. RefSeq lists its product as uncharacterized. The record is from RefSeq and is a predicted model, not a curated record. The coding region runs from base 1 to 2067 and encodes 688 amino acids. NCBI's taxonomy places the organism in Eukaryota, Fungi, Basidiomycota, Malasseziomycetes, Malasseziales, Malasseziaceae. The transcript is spliced from 3 exons. Gene Ontology annotation, cellular component: exocyst. Gene Ontology annotation, biological process: Golgi to plasma membrane transport; intracellular protein localization; exocytosis.